AUGAAAGGCUUUCAUCACAGGAGCUCAUUCUUCUUUAAUGUGCUGGCCGUUCAAAGGUCCAUUAUGGUUACCAUCCCUUGUUUCCCAGAUCUUUCUAAUCCUUUUGUUAACCUUUGUUCUUUGCCAUCCACGAUAAAAUCCACCUACAGCAAAGUUUUUGGCAAUCUAUCUGUCGUUCGCUUCAUAAACAUCUAUCGACGUUUGUUUCUAUCUAUCUAUCUAUGUGUUUGGUGGGGUCGCAGUUUUUCUAUAUCUAUCUAUAGACAAGUUUAUUUCUUCAUACAUCGGCUUGUUAACAUAUAUCUCUAUUCAAGUCAGUAUCUAUCUAUCUAUGUUAUAUAUCUGUAUGUCUGUUUGUCUCUAUCUAUCUAUCUAUCUAUCUAUCUAUCUAUCUAUCUAUCUAUCUAUCUAUCUAUCUAUCUAUAUCUCUCUCUAUCUAUCUAUCUAUCUAUCUAUCUAUCUAUCUAUCUAUCUUAUAUAUAUCUGUAUGUCUGUUUGUCUCUAUCUAUCUAUCUAUCUAUCUAUCUAUCUAUCUAUAUCUAUCUAUCUCUCUCUCUCUCUCUCUCUAUAUAUAUAUAUAUAUAUAUAUAUAUAUAUAUAUAUGUAUAUCUAUCUAUAUUGCUGCAUGUCUAUCUAUUUAUCUAUCUCAUAUAUAUCUGUAUGUCUGUUUGUCUCUAUCUAUCUAUCUAUCUAUCUAUCUAUCUAUCUAUCUAUCUAUCUAUCUAUCUAUCUAUCUCUCUCUAUAUAUAUAUAUAUAUAUAUUAUAUAUCUUAUGUCUGUUUGUAUCUAUCUAUCUAUCUAUCUAUCUAUCUAUCUAUCUAUCUAUCUAUCUAUCUCUCUCUCUCUCUCUCUAUCUAUAUAUAUAUAUAUAUAUAUAUAUAUAUAUAUAAAUAUAUCUAUAUUGCUGCAUGUCUAUCUAUUUAUCUAUCUCAGUAUAUAUCUGUAUGUCUGUUUGUCUCUAUCUAUCUAUCUAUCUAUCUAUCUAUCUAUCUAUCUCUCUCUCUCUCUAUAUAUAUAUAUAUAUAUAUAUAUAUGUAUAAUGUAUCUAUAUUGCUGCAUGUCUAUCUAUUUAUCUAUCUCAGUAUAUAUCUGUAUGUCUGUUUGUCUCUAUCUAUCUAUCUAUCUAUCUUAGGCUCUCUUUUGCUUAAUGUAUUAUUUUCUUUCAAUCUCACUAUCAUUCUUUUCUUCUUCAUCGAAUAUUCUUUCCAAUUCUUCGACACUCGAUUCUUGAUUAUGCUCAUUAUUCCUGCAUUAUGUUUCUAUACUGAUUGGAAUAAUUUCUUUUCUAUCUUUCUCCUCGUUUCUUUCCUUAUCUUCUUCAUAACAACCUCACCUUUUCUUCUUUGUUUUAAUUUCUUACAACAUCUGGAAUCUGCCUCUCCCGUUCCUUGUUUUCGCCUUACUUUUCCCUUCCCUUGUUUUCGCUUUACUUUCACUUCCCUUGUUUUCGCCUUUCUCUCCUUUUCCUUGUUAGUGACACCCGUCUCUUUUUUCUUUUAUCUCCCUUUUUUCUUCCUUAACUUCUAUCUUUCCUCCCUUCCCUUGCUUUCGCCUUAUUUUCACUUCCCUUGUUUUCGCCUUCAUCUCAUUUUUCAUGUUUAUGUCUCCCUCCUCCCUUUUCUUCCUCGCUCUCUUAUCUUCUUUCACUUCUCUCUUACCCACCUUUCCAUAGUUUUCAAAUUCCUCUCAUUUUACUUGUUUAUGUCUUCCUUCUUUUUUCUUCCUCUCUCUCAUUCUCUCUCUCUCUCUCUCUCUUCUUAUCUUCCUUUGCUUCACUCUUCCACUCCAUUCACUUGCUUUUGCCUUUCACUUCCCUCGUUCUCACUUUUUCCACUUUUCCUUCUUUAUGUCUUCCUUCUCCUUUUUCUUCCUCUCUCUCCCUAUCUCUCUCCCUCUCUCUCUCUCUUUCUCUUCUUGUCCUCCUUCACUUCUCUCUUCCCCUUCUUUCACUUGCUUUCGCCUUACUUUCACAUACCUUGA
This is a messenger RNA of Acanthosepion pharaonis, 1980 nucleotides long. The record is from the annotation of a GenBank genome assembly. Lineage: Eukaryota; Metazoa; Mollusca; Cephalopoda; Sepiida; Sepiidae.